GCAGCUGAAGUCGCGUUCUCUCGUUUAUCACCGUCGUCUUCCACGCACAUUCGUCGCCUUUUCUUCUCCGUUCGUCCGUCGACUACUUGUGCCAUUUGUUUUGAAUAUUCCGAGCGAAUUCGACGCGCCCGCAGAAGUCGCAUUGCCAAAAAAAUAUCGGGGCCGUAAAAUAAUAUACAUAAUACCGUUAACAAGUGUGUGGGGCCGAUAUUGUUUAGUUUGUUUUUGAAACAUAAACACAACACACUCGGUUGUUUAUCGUGCAUUUAAAGUUUCCCGCAAACGGAAAACUGUGCUUUUUCCAGUUGUGCCAAUUACUAGCGAAGGCAAAAGUGCAUAUCUACAAAGAUAACAUAAUAUCAAAAAUAGCAAUCCGCAGCUAAACACAUCGCUGAAUGACCGAAAAUAAAGGCAUCAUGCUGGCCAAAUCUGUUCAAAAACACGCUGGACGUGCCAAGGAGAAGAUUCUACAAAACUUGGGCAAAGUCGAUCGCACUGCGGAUGAAAUCUUCGACGAUCACCUGAACAACUUCAAUCGCCAGCAGGCGAGUGCCAACAGAUUACAAAAGGAGUUCAAUAACUACAUAAGAUGUGUUCGCGCCGCACAAGCCGCCUCCAAGACUCUGAUGGAUUCCGUUUGCGAGAUCUACGAGCCACAAUGGAGCGGUUACGAUGCUCUGCAAGCACAAACGGGUGCCUCGGAAAGUCUCUGGGCGGACUUUGCGCACAAAUUGGGGGAUCAAGUCCUCAUUCCGCUCAACACAUACACCGGACAGUUUCCCGAAAUGAAGAAAAAAGUGGAGAAGCGCAACCGAAAGCUGAUUGACUACGAUGGCCAACGACACUCUUUCCAGAAUCUGCAGGCCAAUGCCAACAAGCGCAAAGAUGAUGUCAAACUAACCAAAGGACGCGAGCAGCUGGAGGAAGCUAGACGCACCUACGAAAUCCUGAACACGGAACUGCAUGACGAGCUGCCCGCCUUGUAUGACUCUAGGAUACUGUUUCUGGUCACCAACUUGCAGACGCUCUUCGCCACAGAGCAAGUGUUCCACAACGAAACGGCUAAGAUUUACUCGGAACUGGAGGCAAUCGUCGACAAAUUGGCCACAGAAUCGCAGCGCGGCUCCAAUACGCUACGCAAGCAAACAAGCAAUCCCAUCAAGACAUCGAGCCCAGUACAGUCACCAGUGAAUAAGUUAAACAAUGCCAACAUCAACAGCAACUAUCAGAAUCAAAUAACUACAAACGGUGGCUCCAGUUUGGCAAACAGCCCGACAUCCACCAGCUCGUCGCUGCAAGAGCCUCGAUUUGAUUCAGUUUCUUCAACACCAGAACCACGCCCGGAAUCCCCAGCAGCAGCACUAGUAUCAGCCACGCCCAGCAGUCCCGUCGAGAAUGGGGUAACCACCAAAUCAGUGGAGCGUCCCGAGCUCAGUGGUCUGAAUGCGAGUGCCAAGGCAACCACAACCACGCAGACAUCGCCCACGGAGGAUAAGGCGGUGGUCAGUGAAGCAGUGAAGCCAUCGGAAACUGAGGGAGCAGCGGCAGCAGCUGCAGCAGCAGCAGUAGCAACAUCUGUGACACCUGCCCCGCCAGCGACACCUGCCCAAAUCAAUGGUAACAACAAUGAACCCUCGAGUGCCAAGGAAGGUGGCAAACAGCCCAAGGAACUGCCAUCCACCACAUCCAAUGCAGAAGCUGCUGCCGAGGCGGCGGCCAACAAUGGCAAUUCCAUCGAGGAGCACAAGCAGAAGAAACUAGGUAAUGACACAACAGUCACAGCCACAGAAACAGUAACAGUCACCCAGCACUCAGUUACAUCAACAGAUACCGAUAAUAUAGUGACCAUAUCAGAUACAAAUACAGAUACAGAUACUAAGACCAGCACAGGCACUAGUCAGAAAGGUAGACCAGUACCAGUAGUUAAUAGGCACAGCGUAAAUAAUCUUAAUAAGAAUCCGUUCGAGGAUGACGACGAACGCAUCUACGAGGUGCCCGCUGAUGCCAACACUGCUGACUUGCCGCCUGGAGUUCUGUACCGGGUGAAGGCCACCUAUGGCUACGCCAAGGAGGAUGUGGAUGAGCUGAGCUUCGAGAUCGGUGACCUUAUUCGCGUGAUUGAGUACGACGAUCCCGAGGAUCAGGAGGAGGGCUGGCUGAUGGGUCAGAAGGAGGGCACCAACGAGAAGGGACUCUUCCCCGCCAACUUCACGCGUCCCAUCUGAAGCGACGAACUGGGGAGCAACUGGGCUAGCAACGAACCAUCAGCAACUUCAGAUCAACCAUAAAAAUCUUAACGAACGGAGGUCCAAAUCCAAAUACAAACUUUUGGCCAAAUUUUCUUUGUGAGCGCUGCUUUUGUUUUUGUCAAAUUAAUAAAUUCUUGUUUUGUGAAAUGUA
Drosophila mauritiana is the source of this 2400-nucleotide messenger RNA. It is a transcript of the gene Amph, whose product is annotated as myc box-dependent-interacting protein 1. The record is from RefSeq and is a predicted model, not a curated record. Gene Ontology annotation, cellular component: plasma membrane; cytoplasm. Gene Ontology annotation, molecular function: phospholipid binding; protein binding. Lineage: Eukaryota; Metazoa; Arthropoda; Insecta; Diptera; Drosophilidae. Bases 396 to 2225 code for a protein of 609 amino acids. The transcript is spliced from 10 exons.